Drosophila subobscura is the source of this 2365-nucleotide messenger RNA. RefSeq names its product thioredoxin reductase 1, mitochondrial (gene Trxr1). Gene Ontology annotation, biological process: cell redox homeostasis; glutathione metabolic process; cellular response to oxidative stress. Bases 122 to 1915 code for a protein of 597 amino acids. Gene Ontology annotation, molecular function: glutathione-disulfide reductase (NADPH) activity; flavin adenine dinucleotide binding; thioredoxin-disulfide reductase (NADPH) activity. Lineage: Eukaryota; Metazoa; Arthropoda; Insecta; Diptera; Drosophilidae. The transcript has 4 exons. Gene Ontology annotation, cellular component: mitochondrion; cytosol. The record is from RefSeq and is a predicted model, not a curated record.
GACGUGUUUUCUGUUUUAUUCCACCACCGCCGCCGCUCGACCAGAAGAAGGCGUUCUACAGCUUUUUGCAAAGUUCGCUAAUUGUUCUGGAUAGAGAUAAUAGAUCCAUCCAUAAGACGACAUGUCGCUCACCCUUUGGAACUCGAGAUUCUCGGUGACGUUCGUGCGGCAGUAUGCGACGAUAUUCACGUCUGGCUCUGUUGCCACUAGCAGUCUACAAAAUAAGUUCACAAAUUCAAGUAUCCUCAGUUUUCACAACAACGACAAGCAACGGCAGCGAACUCUAUUUACCAUGCAGAACAAUCGUCAGGGCAAAGCACCAACGACCAGCGGUGCCACCACAGAUACCGCCAACAUUGGCGGUAUCGGAGCAGCUCCUCCCUCUGCCUCGCAGCAUCCACACUGCAACAAGCAGACGCUGUACGAUCAUCCGCUAGUCCGUCAGCAGUCCUCUACAGGUAAUUAUGAUUACGACCUGGUUGUGAUUGGCGGUGGGUCAGCUGGUCUGGCCUGCGCCAAGGAGGCCGUCCAGAAUGGUGCCCGUGUGGCCUGCCUGGACUAUGUGAAGCCCACUCCCAUCGGCACCAAGUGGGGCGUUGGCGGCACUUGCGUCAAUGUCGGCUGUAUUCCCAAGAAGCUGAUGCACCAGGCCUCGCUGCUGGGAGAGGCUGUCCACGAGGCGGCCGCCUAUGGCUGGAAUGUUGAUGACAAGAUCAAGCCGGACUGGAGCAAGCUGGUCACCUCCGUGCAGAACCACAUCAAGUCUGUCAACUGGGUGACUCGCGUGGAUCUGCGCGACAAAAAAGUGGAGUACAUCAACGGUCUGGGCUCUUUCGUGGACCCGCACACCAUGGUGGCCAAGCUGAAGACCACCGAGCGCACAAUAACCGCCGAGAAUUUCGUCAUUGCGGUGGGCGGACGUCCCCGCUAUCCGGACAUUCCCGGCGCCGUUGAGUACGGCAUCACCAGCGAUGAUCUGUUCAGUCUGGACCACGAGCCCGGCAAGACUUUGGUUGUUGGCGCUGGCUAUAUUGGCCUGGAGUGCGCUGGCUUCUUGAAGGGACUCGGCUACGAGCCCACUGUGAUGGUGCGCUCGAUUGUGCUGCGCGGCUUUGACCAGCAGAUGGCCGAGCUGGUGGCCUCUUCGAUGGAUGAGCGUGGCAUUCCCUUCCUGCGCAAGACGGUGCCACUUUCCGUGGAGAAGCAGGACGACGGCAAGCUGCUCGUCAAGUACAAGAACACGGAGACCGGCGAGGAGGGCGAAGAUACUUAUGACACCGUCCUCUGGGCCGUUGGCCGCAAGGGCCUGGUCGAGGAUCUGAAUCUGCCCAACGCUGGCGUUACCACAGUCAAGGACAAGAUCCAGGUUGACACGAAGGAGACCACCAAUGUGCCCAACAUCUAUGCCGUUGGCGACAUCAUCUACGGCAAGCCCGAACUGACACCCGUGGCUGUUCUGGCCGGCCGCCUGCUGGCCCGUCGCCUCUAUGGCGGCUCCAACCAGCGCAUGGACUACUCGGACGUGGCCACCACCGUGUUCACGCCCCUCGAGUACGCCUGCGUGGGCCUCAGCGAGGAGGAUGCCGUCAAGCAGUACGGUGCCGAUAACGUGGAGGUCUUCCACGGCUACUAUAAGCCCACAGAGUUCUUCAUUCCCCAGAAGAGCGUUCGCUACUGCUACUUGAAGGCAGUCGCCGAACGCAGCGGAGACCAGCGUGUGUAUGGUCUCCACUAUCUGGGACCCGUUGCCGGUGAGGUCAUCCAGGGCUUUGCCGCUGCCCUCAAGUCCGGUCUGACCAUCAACACUCUGAUCAACACGGUGGGCAUCCACCCGACCACCGCCGAGGAGUUCACCCGGCUCAGCAUCACCAAGCGCUCCGGACUGGACCCCACACCGGCCAGCUGCUGCAGCUAAAUCUGCACUCGCCCCCGGAACAGACCCCUGCAGCCGGAGGGAGACAUCGCCUUAGCCGUCGCUGCCCGCAACCUGCAAACUGAAUUGAAUUGAAUGGAAUUGUUGUUGCCGCGGCCCAGCGAUACAAAGUUUACUUUUCGUUUAAGUUUCUACCAAAUUAACCCCCAAAAACACACAAACAAUAGCCUCAACCGAUGCUUCUGCAGAGCCCACUCCAUGAUGCAGAUGCAGACGCAAAGAAACACACAGAAGAGAGAGCGAAGGAGAGCGUGGAACGGGGAACUGAGAACGGGAUAUGGUGACCGGCGGAAGAGUGGAGGCUGCCGCAAGGGACCGCACCGCAUUCUCCCACCUGUUGCCCGUCCAACUGUCCAACGGUUCACCCCACAUGCCCCACAGCUGCACUCAAAAAUUUGAAUUUAUGUUAACAAAUUAUAGUAUCCCAUGAAA